CUGGAUAANUCUGAUCUUCAAGAGAAAUUUGUUAUAGGCACAAAAGUUCAGGCAGUUUGGAGUGAAGAUGGGGAGUGGUAUUUUGUCUAUCACUUUAUGAUGCUACAAUCGGGGCUUAUACACCAAAAUAAAGAAGAGGUUGAUCCUGCAANUAUAAGGCCAAUUCAAGAAGGUUCUGUAGAUGCUUUGUUAGAAGCUGAGCGAGUCGCGCAGGCUACAAAACAGGCUAUCAAUCGGAAAAUUGCACAAGCUGCAUCAAUUGAUUUACAGUCUCGCAGUCUACCUGCCAAAAUUCGUAUAGAGGCUGAUGAUCCUGAGGAUGUGGUGAGUGAGAUAUUUUCAGUAAAUUUUCUAGCUAUAUCUUGA
Vigna radiata var. radiata (mung bean) is the source of this 366-nucleotide messenger RNA. RefSeq lists its product as uncharacterized. Lineage: Eukaryota; Viridiplantae; Streptophyta; Magnoliopsida; Fabales; Fabaceae. The record is from RefSeq and is a predicted model, not a curated record. The annotation marks the transcript as partial. The transcript has 3 exons.